Molecule: messenger RNA, 861 nt
Organism: Pseudogymnoascus destructans
Lineage: Eukaryota; Fungi; Ascomycota; Leotiomycetes; Thelebolales; Thelebolaceae
Gene: GPI12
Product: N-acetylglucosaminyl-phosphatidylinositol de-N-acetylase
Exons: 3
Coding region: 1-861 (286 amino acids)
Biological process (GO): GPI anchor biosynthetic process
Cellular component (GO): endoplasmic reticulum
Molecular function (GO): N-acetylglucosaminylphosphatidylinositol deacetylase activity
Source: RefSeq, a predicted model, not a curated record
AUGAUGCUCUGGGUUACACUUUCCACUCUCCCUAUCCUCGUCGUCGUCGUCGUCGUGUGGCUGUAUACCGUGGCGACGGUCAAGGGGCGCUUCCCGACUUUGAAGAACAGGCGGAUCUGUUUACUUAUCGCCCACCCUGACGAUGAGGCCAUGUUCUUCGCGCCAGCGCUGCUGGCCUUGACAGACCCGGCGUUGGGGAACCACCUCAAGAUCUUGUGUUUAAGCAGUGGCGAUGGCGAUGGGCUGGGCGAAACACGAAAGAAGGAGCUGGUCAAGAGCGGCAUGCUGCUCGGCCUACGAAAUGAAGACGACGUGUUCGUUGUCGAGAAUCCCGACUUCCAGGAUAGCAUGACGGCGACCUGGUCGAAAGAGAAGAUCGCCUCGCUCCUCUCCUCCGCAUUCGCACCCCACCUCGCCAAUACCCUCACCUCCAAGUCCGCCGACGCGCCGACCGCCACAAUCGACGUGCUCAUCACUUUCGACCGCUCGGGCGUCUCCGCGCACCCAAACCACAUCUCCCUCUACCACGGCGCGCGACACUUCAUCGCGUCCCUCAUUAAGAACCGCCCGGGGUGGGACAGCCCCGUCGACUUAUACACGCUGUCGACCGUCAAUGUGGUGCGCAAAUACGCCAGCAUCCUCGACACCAUCACCAGCAUGAUGAUUGCCGCAUUCACGAAGCGCAGCCCGGGCGCGCACCCGUCACCGCUGUUAUUCAUGAGCGGCAUGGGCGAGAUCCGGACAGCGCAGCGCGCGAUGACGGACGCACAUAUAAGCCAGAUGAAGUGGUUUCGGUGGGGUUGGAUCGGGUUGAGCAGGUACAUGGCCGUGAACGACUUGCACCUGGAGAAGAUAUCGUGA